This is a messenger RNA of Fusarium redolens, 1761 nucleotides long. Its product is annotated as cytochrome P450. The record is from RefSeq and is a predicted model, not a curated record. The transcript is spliced from 6 exons. The coding region runs from base 199 to 1761 and encodes 520 amino acids. Gene Ontology annotation, molecular function: oxidoreductase activity, acting on paired donors, with incorporation or reduction of molecular oxygen; monooxygenase activity; iron ion binding. NCBI's taxonomy places the organism in Eukaryota, Fungi, Ascomycota, Sordariomycetes, Hypocreales, Nectriaceae.
CGAUGAAUCCUGAUUGCAGUGCAGAUCACCUCGGAUUAAGGGCGUGGGUUCCACUGCCGAGAAUCCACAGGCUUCGUGGGACGUGGACAAUUAUGAUAGGUGCCGUUAGGUCCUAAUGGGCAACCGGGCGCUUGUGAUGCCCGGAGCGGCACAACCACUGUCUAUGUCCGCAUUGGAAUCCGCAACUCCGACACAACAAUGACUCGCGAAGAUGACUUCGUCGAUCGUCCACACCUGGACUACAAGAUAUACAUGCCUGUCCUCGUGGCAAGCUGGCCAAUGGAGAGCAGCCUCUUCACGACGAUAGCUCUCGUCGUAGGCAUUGCUGUGCCGUCCUACCUGGUUGUCUCCUCAAUCUACUAUGCCUACUUCCACCCGCUGGCGAACGUCCCAGGGCCAAAGCUCUAUAGUCUCACCAGUUUGCCGUACCUUUACCAUGUUGCACGAGGAGAUUGGCACGAAACUCUGCGGGUCUUCCACAACCGUUACGGGCCCGUCGUCAGGUUUACCCGAGAGGAUGUCUCUUUCAUAUCAUCCGACGCCGUCAAAGAGAUCUUUGGCCACAAGUCCGGCAAAGAACAAACGUUCGAGAAGGAUACUGUUCGAUUCUAUACCCCCACGGAGCAUCCCAAUAUCAUUAACGGGAACAAUGAAGAGCACAAGAGGAUGCGGCGUCUGUUGUCGCACGCUUUCUCCGAGAAGGCACUGCGGAAACAGGAGGAUAUCAUGAAACACUAUGUUGACCUCUUCAUCGACAAGUUGAGGAUCAAGGCGGGGGAAGGCACCGUUGUUGACAUCGUCCGGUGGUACAAUUUUGCUACGUUCGACCUCAUCGGAGACCUGGCUUUCGGCGAACCAUUUGGCUGUCUGCAAACGGGUGGCUAUCAUCCCUGGGUAAAAAUGAUCUUCGAGAGCAUUAAGGUAUUGGCAAUUAGCCAGAUCAUUCGUCGUCUCAACCUUGAUACUUUGAUUCCUCUGCUCAGCCCGCCAUCACUCAAGCGCAGCGCCAAGCAGCACCGUCAACUGAGCCAGAACACCGCAUUGAAACGACUGCAGUCCAAGGACACAGAGCGAGAGGACUUCAUGUCUUACAUUCUUCGUCAUAACGACAAUGAAAAGGGCAUGACGACGGGCGAGAUAGUUGAGAAUUCGGUAAUCUUGAUUGUUGCUGGAAGCGAAACUACAGCGACCCUUCUAAGCGGGACCACGUACUACCUCUUAACUCACCCUGAUGUAUACGACAAGGUAGUGCAGGAGAUUCGUUCCGCUUUCCAGUCGGAAGACGAGAUUACCAUACUUAGACUCAACCAGCUUCAGUACAUGCUCGCGGUCUUCACUGAGGCCUUCCGCAUGUACCCUCCGGUUCCAACCCAUCUUCCGAGAAUGAGCCCGGCCGGUGGUGAAUUCAUCGGUGGCUACUGGAUACCUGAAGGAACAUCUGUGUCUGUGCCUCAAUGGUCAGCGUACAGGAGUGAGGUCAACUUCCGUGACCCAGAUAUCUUCGUCCCAGAGCGCUGGCUUGAUGAUGCUCGCUAUAGCGAGGAUAACAAAGCCGUUCUUCAGCCGUUCUCCGUUGGACCCCGCAACUGCAUCGGCAAGAAUCUGGCCUAUGCCGAAAUGCGAAUGAUAUUGGCGCGCUUGCUCUGGAAGUUCGAUCUCGAGAUGAUGCCCGGCGGCGAGAACUGGAACGACCAGAAGGUCUUCGUGCUGUGGGAGAAGAGCAACCUUGAUGUGAAACUGACCGAAGUUAUCCGAGACUAA